GCACCACCUGAAAAUUUGAAUAAUUUGGAUUAUUCAAACAAAAAAAAAUAUAUAAAAAUUCAUUUUCUGUUAAAUUAUACAUUUUGUAAAUGAUUAUGCCCAAUAUAGUAUAUACUUAUUCUAAGAAACCGUCGUCUAUUGAACCAUAGUAUAGGGUACAGUGAUGAAUGAACGGUAAUACCACGCGUACAUUUAUUUUGGUCACUAAUGAUAUUAGUUUCGUUAUUAGGCCUAGCUACGGCUAUUAUUUAAGGGGAAAUAUUUAGGCAAUUUUUAAUCAAUUACAGUUUACAAUGAUAUAAGGACAUAAGGUACAAUUUUUUGGUGGGUUCAGGUUUUUCAGAAUAAAAAUCGAACAACGUAAACUAACUUUAAUUUUGUUAAAACUUAAGGUCUUUUGAGCUAAAAUUGACAGCAGUGGCGAGGCCUCUUAACUGUGGUACAUUAUUAUGGGUACAACUUAUAUUGUCAAUAAAAGUAUUUUUGAAGUAUAUAGUGAGCUACUUAUUAUCUAUCUGCAGGCGUACCUGGUCAUUGCAUAACAUAAUAAUAUUAUAGUCAGCAUAGAUUACUAAAAUCAUUAUUCUAAUCAGUAUUCACUAUUCAAUCAUAUAAUAUUACCCAUCUAACCAUUGUAAUCUAACUUCUAGCUUUGACUAUUAUAUUUUUUAAUACUCACAAUAGGAGUACAGUUACAAUAUAUCUAUAUUAUGUAUAUUGUCUACAUAUAAACUUAGCAUUUUUUCGAAAACGUAUGUACUUUUUUUCUUACAAAACGAACGCGCAACGGUUUUCCCAAUUACCUACAUAAUUGGUGCGUGCCGAUCUAAGACGUUUAAGUACAAAUAAUAAACAAGAGCAACGUUAAGCGAAUCAGUCAGGAAGGUUGUAUGUUGUAAGCUUUUCAUACAUUCACGAGAUGUUACUAAAUUUCAAAAAGGUCACAUUGGUCAUUGGUUUGUCCUUAACUGUCAUUGUCAUCUGCAGUGUCCUGUACGUGUUUACUGUAGGAUGGGAACAACAAAAUAAUGACGUCGUUGGACCGGGACUUUUUUCUGAUUCUUCGCUUAAAUUCGUCAGCGUACUGGUCCGUCAUGGAAAUAGAGCACCAAUGAUAAAAUACGAAACAGACCCACACAAGAAUGCUUUUCCAGAAGGAAUAAUGGAAUUAACGAAAAAAGGAAAGCACAAUAUGUACAAAAAAGGACAGUUAUUUCGACGCUUAUAUAAUGGCUUCUUAAGUGACUUAUAUUUGGACAGUGAGAUUUUAAUCAAAACUACCAACACAAGUCGGACGUUCAUGUCAGCGGCAAUGGUUUUGGCAGGAAUGUAUCCACCAAAGAAUUAUCAAAAAUGGUCGAACUCAGAAACUGUGUGGCAGCCUAUUCCCAUUUACAGCAAUUCACCAGAUCACGUACAUAUUAUCGGUAGACCGGGAAUAUGUCCGUCUAUUGAUUCUUUUGACGCAAAUGUCACACACUUUCUAGAUUAUUCAACAGACAAAAAUAUAACAGCAUUGAAAUCGUUUUUAUCGGAAAAUUGCGGACAACCGAUGACCAGCAAAAAUGUUCCUCUACUGUACGACCUUUUUUUGUGUCAAAUAGCUGAAGGUUUAUCACUACCGGAAUGGAUUAAACCUUACCACCUUGCAACAAUGGAAUCAAUUUAUUCAGAAGUUGUAAAAAAUAUACUUUUUGAAAAUACGACUUUAAUGAAAUUAUUUGUAGGACCUCUGCUAAAUGAAAUUGGUUUGAACAUGGAAUUGAUUUCAAAUAAUUAUAAUAAAGCAAGAAAAAUGCAUCUUUAUUCGGGAAGCGAUAUUAGUAUAGGAAUGGCAAUGAGCUUUCUUGGCCACAUUAUUGAAAUGCCCGGUUUCGGUGCUUCGUUACAUUUCCAUAUGUAUUACGACGUAACAAAAGGAUACACAGUUAAGGCAUUCUAUUUUGAUCGAUGGGACAAUGAAAAGAGUGAAGAAAUCUCAAUACCUAUUUGUGGUAAUCCUUGCAAAUUUGAGGACUUCAAAAAACUUUUGAUCAAUAAUUUCUCUGAAAAAUGGGAAUAUGUGUGUCAAAAAGUAUAAAACUACCUAUGAAAUAUUUUCUUAUUUUAUUUUAUUCCUUUGUCUACCCAGUGCCCAAUGCUAAAUUUCAUUACAUUAAUUAGUAGUUAUAAACAUUGUAAAAAAAAUUAUGUUAUUAUAAACAUUGUGUUUUAAAAAUAAAUAUUUAAAACAAUAA
Molecule: messenger RNA, 2237 nt
Organism: Acyrthosiphon pisum (pea aphid)
Lineage: Eukaryota; Metazoa; Arthropoda; Insecta; Hemiptera; Aphididae
Product: lysosomal acid phosphatase
Exons: 7
Coding region: 920-2080 (386 amino acids)
Biological process (GO): dephosphorylation
Molecular function (GO): phosphatase activity
Source: RefSeq, a predicted model, not a curated record